UUUAACUCUUGGCCACGUCCACCGGCCACGUCGCCCCGUAUUCGCCAUAUUUCUCGGAGGAAUGCCCUGGAAAAGUGUUGGAAAUCGGUUCAAGCAAAUUUCGGCUGUCUCGUAUUCGUAAUAGCGGACAAAGCGUCGUCUUGAUUUGCGUUCAAAUAGGAGCAUUUAAAAAAUAAAAAAGCAGGCACGAUGAAUAUCUUCAGGCUGACCGGAGAUCUGUCUCACUUAGCGGCAAUCAUCAUUCUGCUGCUCAAAAUCUGGAAAAGCCGCUCGUGCGCAGGGAUCUCUGGGAAAAGCCAGAUACUCUUUGCUUUGGUUUUCACCACACGUUAUCUGGAUCUGCUGACCUCCUUUAUUUCUUUCUACAACACGUGCAUGAAGGUCAUCUAUAUCGGAUGUGCCUAUGCCACUGUGUACCUGAUCUAUGUGAAAUUCAAGGCUACUUAUGAUGGAAACCAUGACACCUUUAGAGUGGAGUUUCUAGUAGUUCCAGUGGGAGGCCUGGCCUUUUUGGUCAAUCAUGACUUCUCUCCAUUGGAGAUCCUGUGGACCUUCUCCAUCUACCUUGAGUCGGUGGCCAUCCUGCCUCAGCUCUUCCUGAUCAGUAAGACUGGAGAGGCUGAGACCAUCACCACCCACUACCUGUUCUGCCUGGGUGUCUACCGUGCCCUGUAUCUCUUCAAUUGGAUCUGGAGGUUCUACUUUGAAGGCUUCUUUGACAUGAUCGCCAUUGUGGCUGGGGUGGUCCAGACCAUCUUGUAUUGUGACUUCUUCUACCUUUAUGUCACAAAAGUGCUGAAAGGAAAGAAGCUGAGCUUGCCAGCGUAAGUGCCAAAGAACAGAAGACCUGUGUCACCAUUCAGACUCAUAUGGGGGGCACGGGCCAGCAAAGCCACAGCAAGAGGCCGAAGACAGAAAGUGCAUGUGAAACUGUUGCUGUUUGAGAAAUGUCAUCCGGAUGGGGGGAAAAAACAACGACAGCACAAUGACUGCAAAGAGGACUUCUCUUGGAUUUGGCAACGGAAAUUUUUGUUUUCAGCAUCUUGCAAUACCUUUUUAGUGCUGUUAAAAAAAAACUCUAAAGAACAAAAAAAAAAAGUAAAUAAAUACUUUUCUAUGUGAGGUGUUCCACAAGAUUAAAAAAUGUUAAAGAUUGGCCAGAUUAAACAGACCCUUUAACUGCUAUUACAUGUACUUUUGAAAUUUUAUUUGUGUUUUCAAGGUUUCCUGGAGUGUUGAAUCAGGUAAAGUUUGUUCUUUGACAUGAGUGACACACAAAUCCCUAUCCACGGAAAUAUUUUCCACCACCUCAUUCUUCCCUAUAACAUGAAAUUGCUUUAGAAUCCAACAGCCUUUCAGAGUUUAUAAACUUCACAAAUGCCUUAUAUUCAUUUGAACAGCAUUAUAGACAGUAUAUAAGCCGACAUGUUUCCUUGUAAAUGCAUCCACUUUGGUGUAAAAUGAGAAUGUUUUGUACUGCCAAAUCAUUCAGCACUGAUACGUUUUAUUCCUUCUGCUCCAAAUUACUCUGGAUUUUGUAUCUCUGUUAAGGCUGUAGUCAUUCAGCAGUACUCAUGAUGUACAAUAUACAUAAAACAAGACAAAAUAAUCUUAAUAGGUAGUAUCCUGCGGUCUAAGUAUUUGUUCUUUAGGUGCAGAAAUUUCUCAACAAUGCCCAUGGAAUUGAAGAUGUUGUGCAUAUUAUCAAACAGGAUCUGAAGUGUGUGUGUGUGUGUAUAUAUACAUUUCAUAGGCUUGUGUUCAUUUUGGACAUUCAUUUAUAUAUUCAGUAUGCUUGAUGUCCCCCUUUUGAGUCAUUCCUCUAGGGUUUUCAUUUUUGAGUUGAGUUUUUACAUCAUCACCUCCAAUAAAACAUUUUACAGGCCA
Hemibagrus wyckioides is the source of this 1887-nucleotide messenger RNA. RefSeq names its product KDEL endoplasmic reticulum protein retention receptor 2a (gene kdelr2a). The transcript is spliced from 5 exons. Gene Ontology annotation, biological process: protein retention in ER lumen; endoplasmic reticulum to Golgi vesicle-mediated transport. Gene Ontology annotation, molecular function: ER lumen protein retrieval receptor activity. Gene Ontology annotation, cellular component: cis-Golgi network; membrane; endoplasmic reticulum. The record is from RefSeq and is a predicted model, not a curated record. Lineage: Eukaryota; Metazoa; Chordata; Actinopteri; Siluriformes; Bagridae. Bases 190 to 828 code for a protein of 212 amino acids.